Messenger RNA from Chelmon rostratus (copperband butterflyfish), 3900 nucleotides. It is a transcript of the gene znf451, whose product is annotated as zinc finger protein 451. The transcript is spliced from 13 exons. NCBI's taxonomy places the organism in Eukaryota, Metazoa, Chordata, Actinopteri, Chaetodontiformes, Chaetodontidae. Gene Ontology annotation, molecular function: DNA-binding transcription factor activity, RNA polymerase II-specific; RNA polymerase II transcription regulatory region sequence-specific DNA binding. The record is from RefSeq and is a predicted model, not a curated record. Gene Ontology annotation, cellular component: nucleus. Gene Ontology annotation, biological process: regulation of transcription by RNA polymerase II. Bases 80 to 2701 code for a protein of 873 amino acids.
CUGUUUUGAUUUGGGAGUGCUGUUGCCAGCUAGCUACCACUCUGUCAACUGAGGAGUCCACAGAAUAAACAGUAGAUAAAUGUCUUCUCCAAUUGAAGCAGACGAGGAUGAGGUGGAAGAGGUGCAGUUUGUGUCAGAGGGCCCUGUCAGACCGGUAUUGGAAUGUAUUGAUCUACUGAGUGAUAGUGAGGAUGAGGGGUGUUCAUCAUUGGCAGACACGAUUGAAGAUAAAAUCAAUUGCCAUAAAGCGCGUGUUACAUCUACACUGGACAGACUAGCACAUCAGGUGGCUCUGGAAAAAAAGGAAAGGGCAAAUAAAUGUAGAGCAUUCAAGGAGAAGCAAAUCUUACAAAAAGCUCAUGGACAGCAGGAGCUGGCUUGUAGCUCUACAAAUGGAAUAAAUCAAGAAGCAAAGCGCUGUGUAGACAUGUGGUUAAAGAUGCCAGGUGUUAAACCUGGAGUGAUCAGUGCUCGUUCUGGAGGAAGGCGCAGAUCUGCUCCUUUCCCCAUAAAUAGUUCAACCAGGCACACCUGUCCAGUGAUAAACUGUGGUCGAGUUUAUGACAAUGCAUCCCUCCUCGAUGGGCACUUAAAAAGGUUCGAUCACUCCCCCUGUGACCCAACCAUCAGUCUUAAAGGAUGUCCAUCUGAGCUCUUUGCCUGCGCCGCCUGUGGUCAACAUUUUCAGACUAAGGAAGCAUGGAGGAACCAUCUUGCCUCUAAGCUGUCCUCAUCUAGUCCUGAUGGUCACAGCGCCACUCAGACUUAUCAGCGGAUUGUGUGUUUUGCCUGCCCUGCCUGCUACCUCUUCUUCAACCUCCGCGAUGAGUGUCUUCAGCACAUGUCAGCCAAAAACCACUUCGCAGAGUCACUCGCCAUGAAUGAAACCAGAGGAAGAGCAAUGCCAGUUCCUGUCCCAGAAUAUGUGAAGAAUCGUCUCAUCACUUUGUGCAAGGACGCAUCGUUCGCUGUCCGAUGCUCUUUAUGUCACAAAGUACUAACCUCACAUCAGGCAGCUCAAGCUCACUUUAAUGUGCACUGCAGACAGGGCUGUGCGGUGGCCAAGGCCGAUAAAACAAUCGUGCAGGUAAUGAAACAGCUGCAGGUGCGAGGACAGUGCACCCUCUGCUGUAAAAUCUUCCUCAGCCAAGCUGAAAUUGAGAGUCACAAAGAAUCGACCCGGCACGACGUGGAGGUCAACCGGACAAUGGAGAAAGCAGUCCUUCAGUACUGCAGGUUUGGUGACAUUCAACACACACAGAGGGCUAGAGAGGCACAGGGCAAUAGACAGUCCACUGGCCUCCAAACAUCUUUUCAAAAGAGACACAGGAAGAGGAGCCAUUGCGAAGAAUUGUCAGACAAACGGCAGAGGCUAAGCCCGAGUGUGAAUGGCAGCACUGGCAGGAACACAACAACAGCAUGGUACUGCGAGUGUGGUCUACACUUCUCAGAGGAAGCUGCAGCCAGUAAGCAUCUCUUGGCUGUCAACCAGAUUUUCCAUCAGUGUGGCGUGUGCGGCAAACACAUGGGAGAGUCCUCAAUUACCCGCCUGCAUAUGAGUCGCUUUCACGGAGGAGCUCACCUCUCCAACUUCCUCUUCUACUGCCGCAAGUGCAAAGUGGAAAUGCCUCGGUACGAAGAUAUCCUGUCACAUGUGUCAGAAGAUCACAGUGGACACACCUACUUCACUGAACAAGAAGUACCCGAGGAGCUCGCCGCUGUCAUCGACGCCAAGCCGUCCACCAGCACCCUGCAUUCACAAUUCACGAAGUCCACAGUCCUGCAGAACACGGUAGAGACAUGCUCCUCAAAAGCAGAGCAGACAUGGAUGUGCAGGAUGUGCGAGGACGUCUUUGACUCAGAAGAGGACGUCCACAAACACUGCAGUGACGUGAGCAGCCACAGCUAUCAGAGAUUCAUCUGCGGACACUGCCCUCAGAAGUUCUUUAAAGAGUCCACCGUACGCAGGCAUUGCAUGAACGAGCACGGCGGGCAGGUCAAGAGCUCCCACUUCUGCGGCCUCUGCGACAGCAUGCAGUUUGAAUCUGAGGGCGAGUUCUUGGAGCACUACAAGAGUCUUCACAGUAAGGACUACUACUGUGUGGACGGCGGCGACGUCGUUCAGCCUGCCGUUGCCGAGAGCACCGGUCAGCUGACAUGUCCAUGCAUGGGUCCAGGAAAGAGCAAAGAGGAAAUGAAGGCUACAUAUACACAAUGCAUGAGGGAUCUGUCCGCUGAAGGAAAAUGUCAGUAUGUGUGUGCUCCAUGUGGAGUAUCUGCACCCUCCUACGCACAGAUGAAGACUCAUGUUCACACGAAACACCCAGCUUUGAACUUGAACAUGACCUUUGAUGUGGAAUGCAAAGCUUGCCAGGAGAGUUAUACGGGUGUACCAAGUUUCCAUAAACACUAUCACUCUCGGCACUGUACACUGGAACCUUGCAUGAGCUCCAGGAUCUGCAGGAAAGACAUGGAAGCAGAACCCACCACUGUAAAAAUAAUCAGUGCUGUGGAGAUCAAACCAGACCCCAAUGAGAUCGAAGAUGAGACUCUGGUGAAGUUUUUGAACAUUGACCAGACCAACAAAGAGAGUGAAGCAUGCAAAAAUGAAUCAGAUGACGAGAUGUCUGUGAGUGCAGAAGACGUAAGGGAGUCAGCAGAGUUGGAAGAGGCUCUUAAAAGAAGUCUUCUGGAGUUUUGAAGUGUUCAUUUUGCUGUGACACGAUGUCGAUCAGACAUUAUAUUGAGUUUUGUACCAGGUAUUUGUGUUCAGAAUGUAUUAAAUAAAUGUUAGCUGCUAUUUUGUGUGUUUUUAAUCAUUUUCAAACUUCAUGUUAAAAAGUCAUCUUAGGGCAUGAUCACAGAUCAUAGUGAAGUUGGCAGACCCCAUAUUUUCUGGAUGCUGGUUUGUGGCUGUAGAUUUAUACACCGACUCCUGUUGUGCAGACUCAACACUUGGCGUUUCGACACGUGCUAUAGAUGGCAUCGAUGACACUGCAGAAUGCCAUGGCCGAACUUGUGACCACAGUGCGAGCUGUAUCUCUGAUUUCAUUGCAGACUUGAAAUCCAGCGUAUUGUCUGCACCAUAAAAAGUGGAGCCACCCUUUGUAUGUAGAGAAGUUUCAGUCAUUCCUGUCAUGUAUGUCCUGAUCUGUGUUAGUUUCCUCAUGUCGUCUUCAAAAUCAUUAGUGGGUGACUGACAGAUUCCUCUUAAAGUGGAUUCUCACUGCAAAUUGACAUUCAAAUGUGUUUUGUGCUGCUUUGCCAAAGUUUGAUCACAGGUCAGUCAGAUGAUGGAGAAAACUGUCCCAUAUACUAAAACUGUUUCAGAUAGUAGUCCAGGUUGUAAACAGUGAGUGUUUCUGUAAUCAAGGAACAAGUUAAUUGGGAUUGGCUCCUCCUGGUUGUAGAAUUUGCCAACUACCAUCUAAUGACCAUUUCAGAGGUGAAGUCACCUCUAAGAUUGAAUGGUUUGUCUCACCUACUGGUGAGGAAAUCCUUAUAAUUCUCAUUUACAUGUAAAGACCUUUACAGAACCUUUAAGAUGACAUGCAGAACAUGGCAGAGAGAUCUGGGUGAUUUAUUCAACAUACACAAAAUACACAAUCUGUAUAAUAUUCUUGUCAUCAAUGGAAAUCAGCAUCAUCUCCAAAAUGUUUCAAGAGCAGGUUAAAGAACUGACAGAAAAAUGUAAUUUUAGGUCUCGCAGCUGAUGGAAGUUUUGUGGCACUAAAAUCUUAAGCACCCUGAAGCAUUUGUCUAGAUUGUCUAGUCAGAUUUGAACAGGUGCAUGUACAUAUGUGCCCACACACAUCACACAGUGCACACUCUUCUUUUUCCUCAUUAUCAUUUGUCAUUUCUAGCUCUGUAUUACAGUUUGCUGCUCUCAUGUCAGAUGCC